This is a messenger RNA of Adineta ricciae, 1518 nucleotides long. The record is from the annotation of a GenBank genome assembly. Lineage: Eukaryota; Metazoa; Rotifera; Eurotatoria; Adinetida; Adinetidae.
AUGAGUCAACUAGCUGAACGGAAAGGCUUUAAAAUCGAAUCGACCUUGCCAGAGAAAAAGAAGAAAUCCAAAGAUAAAAAGUCCAAGCCAAAAGUUGCGGAUCAAAUUAAGAUUAUCGAUGAUGAUGCAUAUGUACCAUGGAACGCAACGCAUGAACCAGUUGCAAAAAUCGCUGAGGAAGAACCCGACCUAGUCGAUGAUGCUCCAGUUAUUGUUGGUAUCAUCGAUGAACGUCCACCUUCUCUUCAAGAAAAAGAACGAUUCAAAGAUAUGAAACGGUGGAAAACAUCAGCAUUUGACGAGGUGCCUGAACCCGGUAGUAUUGGACCUCAACCGAAACCACAAAAAUCUUCAUCCGCAUCGCGCCGAAAACAUAAAUCAUCUGAUGAUAGCGAUCCCGAACUCGAUCGUGGUUCUUCGAAGAAAAAUGAUGAUCCUGAUCUAUCGCCACCACGACGUAAAACUCAGCAAAAGAACGAUGACGAAGAUGAUCCUUCUCCUCCAAGAAGAAGAAGGCAGCAAUCAGAUGACGAUCCUAGUCCACCACGGCGCCGCAAUCUGUCACCUCCCCAAAGAAAACAACAAAAAGAUGAUAAUGAUCCUAGUCCACCUCGAAAACGUGAUCCAUCACCACCUCGACGUAAAAACAGAUUCGAUGACGAUCCUAGUCCACCACGGCGCCGCAAUCUGUCAUCUCCCCAAAGAAAACAACAAAAACAUGAUAAUGAUCCAUCACCGCCUCGACGUAAAAACAGAUUCGAUGACGAUCCUAGUCCACCACGACGCCGCGGCCCAUCGCCUCCUCGAAGAAAACAAUCCAAAGGCAAUGACGAUCCAAGCCCACCUCGACGUCAAAACAGAUUCGAUGGCGAAUCAAGCUCACCCAGAAAACGAGAUCCUUCUCCGCCGCGACGAAAGAACAGAUUCGAUGAUGACUCCAGUCCACCACGACGACGAGAUCGCUCUUCGCCACCUCAGCAAAGAAACGAUAGACAUUCACGACACGAGUCACCACCAAGCCAUCGUCGGGUUAAACAAGAAUCGCCUCCUCUACCCUCGCAACCUGCUAAGUCCGAACGAAGACGAUUAGCAGAACAUAAAGAACAAGUUUCUGAACGAUACGCACAAUGGGGUCGCGGUUUAGCUCAAGUUCAACAAACGGAAAACGCAGUUAAAGAUUAUUUAGAACAAGCAGAUAAACCAUUAGCACGUUAUCGUGAUGAUGAAAGUCUGGAUAAGUUGCUCAAAGAUCGAGAACGUGAAGACGAUCCAAUGCUCAAAUAUCUGACAAAAAAAGGUUCUGAUACAAAUGAUCGAUCAACAGGCGGUAAUGCUGCUCCACCAAAACCUCGCUAUCGAGGACCUGAACCGCAAAAAAAUAGAUUUGAUAUUUGGCCCGGUUACCGAUGGGAUGGUGUCGAUCGUUCGAAUGGUUAUGAAAAGAAACUCUUCGAAUCCAUUGCCAACCGACAUGCAAAAGCACAAGAAGCAUAUCUGUGGAGUGUAGAAGAUAUGUAA